CGGGUCGAUCGGAAGGAGCAGCAACAACAACAGAUCCACCAUGCCGUCCUCCUCCUCCAAUCGGCGCCACCGCCGCCGGAACUACACCAGCGUCGCCAGCGACGACACGAUGGACGGAUCCUCCUCGGACGACGGUGCCUUUCACGACGAGCCGCUGGGAACCACCGGCGGAACCGAACCCCAUUCUUUCGAAGGCAGCGGCAGCGGCAGCGGCAACAUUGAAGGCCAAGGCGGGGAAACCGAUCCCUCCCCGGACAUGGAGAUCACCAUCCUCGACUCGGCCCAGAAGCGAUUCCCGAUCCCCUGCUCGGCCAGAUGGACGGUCGGAACCUUCAAGCGGAGGUCGGCCGGGAUCCACAAGGUCGCCCCGGCCCAGCAGAGACUCAUCUUUCGCGGAAAGAUGCUCACCAACGACGACGAGACGCUCGGGGAGAACAAGCUCGACAGGGACGGACUCAUCGUCCACCUCUUUCCCAAGCCGAGGGUGGUCGUGACGUCCAAGCCGAAGCGGUCGGCCCCGGGUGGGAAGGAAAGCGGCAACCACGGUGGCAACAACAACGGCAACAACAACGGCAACAACAACAACAACAGCAACAACGACGACGACGACGACGACUCGGGAAUCGUCGACCACACCGGCGAGGCCUCGGGAGGCGCCCACGUCACGACCAUCGUGAUCGACCAGGAGGAGCAGGACCGCCGCGGGAGGAUCCUCGUGCUGGGGAGCGUCGAGAUUGCCGAGUCCCAGAACAACGUCAAGAUGCUCAGCCUGCUGCUGGUCAUGAUCUGCGCCAUGCGCCUCCUGGCCCUCUUUAGCAUCGCCACGGGGGCCGCGGAGGAACCCAUCGAUCCCUACAACACCCACCAAAACGCAAACGCAAACGCCCUCCACAACCACACGGGGGACCACCCCCGCAACGGGAUCUACCCCAGCGACUUUUCCGACGACGGGACCACCAACGCCGGSGCGUACUUCAACGACUACGACUACGACGAGGGCUUCGAGCCAAGGGUCUGGGAGACCCCGGACUACUUCGACCUGCUGGUCUCGGCCCUCGGCUUUUACGUCGGCUGCCUCGGCCUCAAGGCGACGGUGGAGAACACCUCCCUCCUGGCCACCGGCUACGCCCUCGGGACGAUCCUGGUCGGGAUCGGCUGGAACCUCUGGAACGUCUGGGAGUUUCUCCGCUUUUACGAGGAACAGAGCGAGUACGAGCGCGAGCGCGAGGAGGGSGCUCUGCACCACCACCACAACGCCACGGAACCCGGCGGCAGCGCAAACGCCAGCGCCACCGGGACGCCCCCCGACUUUUCCCACGGCGGAUACAACGACGACGACGACGAAAAGGCCUACCCCCCGCCGCUGACCCGGGACGACUUUGUCACGGUCGCCUUUUUCACCAUUCUCAUGCCCCUGGUGGUCUGGUUUCUCUGCUGCGUCCGGGCCUUUGAGUUCCGGAGGCUCCUCCUGGAGGCCGAGGACGAGGCGGCCGAGCGGAUCCGCAACGAGUACGUYKUCCGGGAGGACGGGACGAGCACUUCCAGCGAAGACUUAGACGACCAAGACCAAGACGGAGACGGACACGAAACCUACGAGUUUGGCGGGGAGCACCGGGACCGGGUGGCUCGUGCCAUUGUCUAGGGCGGGAUGCCGAUCGACUCGAAACCGAUCGAAACCCCCCCAAAAAAGGAAGGAAGAACGAAAGACGAAACAAACACACACGCACGGA
Molecule: messenger RNA, 1730 nt
Organism: Pseudo-nitzschia multistriata
Lineage: Eukaryota; Bacillariophyta; Bacillariophyceae; Bacillariales; Bacillariaceae
Source: the annotation of a GenBank genome assembly